Manis pentadactyla (Chinese pangolin) is the source of this 4404-nucleotide messenger RNA. RefSeq names its product periaxin (gene PRX). The transcript is spliced from 7 exons. The coding region runs from base 52 to 4332 and encodes 1426 amino acids. Gene Ontology annotation, biological process: regulation of RNA splicing; peripheral nervous system myelin maintenance. The record is from RefSeq and is a predicted model, not a curated record. NCBI's taxonomy places the organism in Eukaryota, Metazoa, Chordata, Mammalia, Pholidota, Manidae. Gene Ontology annotation, cellular component: cytoplasm; nucleus. Gene Ontology annotation, molecular function: protein binding.
GCACAGAGAGCCGGGCGCAUCUGAGGAAGCAGCCGGGUGGGUGUGAGGGGCAUGUGGGGCUACUUGUGCUCCCUAUGCCGCCCCCCGGGCUCUGAGCCCCGGACCCAGAAGGCCCAAGGAGCUGGAGGUCACCCUGAGGCAGCAAGAUCCCAGAGAAAGGGCGCGAAUCCUGUGGACAACUGUGCGGCACCCCAGGCUGGGCUCCAGUUAGGAGGGGGUGCCUGUGCCCAGGUGGCGGCUCAGAGGCAGCUGCUCCAUGCAGAACUGAAGCUGGUCCUGCAGCAGAAGGGAGAGAGGGAGCAGGAGCCUGGGGCCCAGCUGACUCCCAGCAGUACCAUGGAGGCCAGGAGCCGGAGUGCUGAGGAGCUGAGGCGGGCGGAGUUGGUGGAGAUCAUCGUAGAGACGGAGGCGCAGACCGGGGUCAGCGGCAUCAACGUAGCGGGCGGCGGCAAGGAGGGGAUCUUCGUUCGCGAGCUGCGCGAGGACUCGCCCGCAGCCAAGAGCCUCAGCCUGCAGGAAGGGGACCAGCUGCUGAGUGCCCGUGUGUUCUUCGAAAACUUCAAGUAUGAGGACGCACUACGCCUGCUGCAAUGCGCCGAGCCUUACAAGGUCUCCUUCUGCCUCAAGCGCACUGUGCCCACUGGGGACCUGGCGCUGCGGCCCGGGACCGUGGCUGGCUACGAGAUCAAGGGCCCGCGGGCCAAGGUGGCCAAGCUGAACAUCCAGAGUCUCUCCCCUGUGAAGAAGAAGAAGAUGGUGGUGCCCGGGGCCCUGGGGUACCCUGCAGACCUGGCCCCCAUUGACGUCGAAUUCUCCUUUCCCAAGUUUUCCCGUCUGCGUCGGGGCCUCAAAGCUGAGGCUGUCAAGGGUCCUGUCCCAGCUGCCCCCACCCGCCGGCGCCUACAGCUGCCUCGAUUGCGUGUCCGAGAAGUGGCCGAAGAGGCCCAGGCAGCCCGACUGGCCGCCGCUGCCCCUCCCCCCAGGAAGGUCAAAGCUGAGGCUGAGGUGGCAGCAGGAGCCCGUUUCACAACCCCUCAGGUGGAGCUGGUUGGGCCCCGGCUGCCAGGUGCUGAGGUGGGUGUCCCCCAGGUGUCGGCCCCCAAGGGGGAGGUGGCUCUCCACCUGCCAGCCCUUGGGCUAGGAGCCCCAGCUGCGCCUGCUGUGGAGCCUGUGGCCUUAGGGAUCCAGGUCCCCCAAGUGGAGCUGCCCACCUUGCCCUCGCUACCCACUCUGCCCACACUUCCCUGCCUGGAGACCCGGGAAGGGGCUGUGACUGUGGUGGUGCCCUCCCUGGAUGUGGCAGCGCCUACGGUGGGGGUGGACCUGGCCUUGCCAGGCGCGGAGGUGGCGGCCCGAGAAGAGGUGCCUGAGGUGGCCCUGAAGAUGCCCCACCUCAGCUUUCCCCGCUUUGGGGCUCGAGCAAAGGAAGUUGCUGAGGCCAAGGUGGCCAAGGGCAGCCCUGAGGCCAGGGUGAAGGCCCCCAGAUUGCGAAUGCCUACCUUCGGGCUUUCUCUCCUGGAGCCCCGGCCUGCUGCCCCUGAAGCUGUUGCUGAGAGCAAGCUGAAGCUACCCACUAUCAAGAUGCCCUCCUUUGGCAUAGGGGUCUCAGCCCCUGAGGUCAAGAUGCCCAAGGGGCCUGAAGUGAAGCUCCCCAAGGUCCCUGACAUCAAGCUCCCAAAAGUGCCCGAGGCAGCCCUCCCAGGUGUGCAGCUCCCAGGGGUGGAGCUCCCAAAGGUGUCAGAGAUGAAGCUCCCGAAGGUGCCCGAGGUGGUCGUGCCUGAGGUGCGUCUCCCAGAAGUGCAGCUCCCGAAAGUUCCAGAGAUGAAGCUCCCGAAGGUGCCUGAGGUGGUCGUGCCUGAGGUGCGUCUCCCAGAAGUGCAGCUGCCCAAAGUUCCAGAGAUGAAACUCCCUGAAAUGAAGCUCCCGAAGGUGCCCGAGAUGGCUGUGCCUGAGGUGCAUCUCCCAGAGGUGCAGCUGCCCAAAGUCCCUGAGGUGAGGCUCCCAAAGGUGCCCGAGAUGGCCGUGCCUGAGGUGCGUCUCCCAGAGGUGCAGCUCCCGAAAGUCCCAGAGAUGAAGCUCCCAAAGAUGCCUGAGAUGGCCGUGCCUGAGGUGCGACUCCCAGAGGUGCAGCUGCCGAAAGUCUCAGAGGUGAAACUCCCUGAAAUGAAGCUCCCAGAGAUAAAACUCCCCAAAGUGCCCGAGGUAACUGUGCCCGACGUGCACCUCCUGGAGGUGCAGCUGCCAAAGGUGUCAGAGAUGCAGCUGCCAGAAAUGCAAGUGCCAAAGGUCCCAGAUGUGCAACUAAAAGCUGCCAGGGCAGAGCAGGCAGAGGGGAUGGAGUUUGGCUUCAAGCUGCCCAAGAUGGCCAUGCCGAAGCUGGGGAGGACAGGGUCCCCAUCACGAGGCAAGCCAGGCGAGGCAGGGGCUGAGGUCCCGGGGAAGCUGGUUACGCUUCCCUGUCUGCAGCCAGAGGUGGGCAGUGAACCUCGUGUGGGUGUCCCCUCUCUCACACUCCCCUCCGUGGAGCUAGACCUGCCCAGAGCCCUCAGCCUGGAGGGCCAGGUCGCAGCAGCCGGGGUGCACAAGGUGGAGCAGGCAGAGGGUCCCAGGGAGGCAGCAGGGGUUGGGGAAGUGGCCUUCCACAUGCCCUCUGUUGAGAUCGUCACUCCACAGCUGUCCACGACAGAAGUGGAGGAAGGGCAGCUAGAGGUGAUGGAGAUGAAAGUCAAGCCCUCCUCCAAGUUCUCUCUGCCUAAGUUUGGACUCUCCGGGCCGAAGGGGGCCAAGGCAGAGGCUGAGGGGGCUGGGCGAGCCACCAAGCUGAAGGUGUCCAAGUUCGCCAUCUCACUCCCCAAGGCUCAGGUGGGGACUGAGGCUGAGCCCAAAGGGGCUGGGGAGGCAGGCCUACUGCCUGCCCUCGAUUUGUCCAUCCCACAACUCAGUCUGGAUGCCCAUCUGCCCACGGGCAAGGUGGAGGUGGCAGGGGCUGAUGUCAAGCACAAGGGACCCAGGUUUGCCCUGCCCAUGUUUGGGGUCAAAAGCCAGGACACCGAAGCAGGACAACUAGCAGCAGGGGUGGCUGAGCUGGAGGGCAAGGGCUGGGGUUGGGAUGGGAGGGUGAAGAUGCCCAAGCUGAAGAUGCCCUCCUUUGGGCUGGCACGGGGGAAGGAAGCAGAAACCCAGGGUGGGCGUGUUAGCCCUGGGGCCAAGCUAGAGCCAAUGGCUGCCCACCUUAAGAUCCCUGAGGUGGAGCUGGUCACGCUGGGGGCCCAGGAUGAAGGUGGAGCAGAGGGGGUGGCUGCCGUCAGUGGAGUCCGGCUGUCAGGCCUGCAGGCAUCCACGACCAGGCAGGCGGGCACUGAGGGCCAGGAGGCAGGGCUGAGGAUGCCCCUGGGCAUCUCCCUGCCCCAGGUGGAGCUGGCCAGCUUUGGGGAGGCCACUCUGAGCACCAGUGCAGGACAGCAGGCCAAGAGCGUGGCCCCUUCAGCAGAGGGCACAGCAGGCUACAGGGUCCAGGUGCCUCAGGUGACCUUGUCUCUGCCUGGAGCCCAAGUGGCAGGUGGUGAGUUGUUGGUGGGAGAGGGUGUCUUUAAGAUGCCCGCUGUGACAGUGCCCCAGCUGGAGCUGGAUGUGGGGCUGAGCCGAGAGGCGCAGGUGGGUGAGGCAGCCACAGGGGAGGGUGGGCUGAGGCUGAAGAUGCCCACACUGGGGUCCAGAGCUGGGGCUGGGGGAGAGGGGUCCAGAGACCAGUCCCCAGGGGCCGAGCGUGCCUUCCGCCUCUCACUGCCCAACGUGGAGCUCUCGCCACCCGCCAUGGGCACCCAUGCCGAGUAUCAGGUAGCGGAGAACGAGGGGUGUGUGGGACACAAGCCCAAGGUGCGGCUGCCACGGUUUAGCCUGGCGCGGGCCAAGGAGGGGGCUGAGGAAGGCGAGAAGGCCAAGAGCCCAAAACUCAAGCUGCCGCGUGUAGGCUUCAGCCAGAGUGAGGCAGUCGCCGGGGAAGGCUCCCCCAGCCCGGAAGAGGAGGAGGAGGGCAGCGGGGAAGGGGCCUCAGGACGCCGCGGCCGGGUCCGAGUCCGCCUGCCCCGUGUGGGCCUGGCUACCCCUUCCAAGGCUUCUUGGGGGCAGGAGGGUGAGGCAGCUCCCAAGUCCCCAAGCGGGGAGAAGUCCCCCAAGUUCCGCUUCCCCCGGGUGGGCCUAAGUCCCAAGGCCCGGAGCGGGGACCAGGAAGAGGGUGGAUUCCGGGUUCGGCUGCCCAGCGUGGGAUUCUCGGAGACAGGGGGUGCUCCAGGCCCCACCAGGAUGGAGGGGGCUCAGGCUGCUGUUAUCUGAAGCCCCUGGGCAAAUGGAGGGUCCCCUCCCACCUUCCCAUCCCCACCUCCCCUUCGUUUGUCUGUGAGAUAA